Molecule: messenger RNA, 5035 nt
Organism: Polyodon spathula (Mississippi paddlefish)
Lineage: Eukaryota; Metazoa; Chordata; Actinopteri; Acipenseriformes; Polyodontidae
Gene: tpcn3
Product: two pore segment channel 3
Exons: 20
Coding region: 29-2467 (812 amino acids)
Biological process (GO): monoatomic ion transport; transmembrane transport
Cellular component (GO): membrane
Molecular function (GO): monoatomic ion channel activity
Source: RefSeq, a predicted model, not a curated record
ACGUGUGCUAAGUAAAUGUGGUAAGCACAUGUUUGUAGGGGCUGGUAUUAAUUUUACAGUCGUACCCAGCAGGGCUGCAGAAUGCUCGCUCCCACGCCACGAUGGAGGGAGUUUGCAAAAUAAAAUGUCACAAACUGAAAAAGGAGAUACCGGACCAGACAAUGAGAUCUCCGUGGAAAAUACUGCAGUGAAAGGAGAAAAAUCUUCCGAAAAUCAGCACGCUAGAACUAAAGUAGAGAUUCAGCUGGCAGCAGCCUAUGUUUCAGAUGCUCAGUACAACAGGAACAUUCUCUUUGACAGAUCGCCAGAGGGCAUCAGGCUGUAUAGACUGUACAACCACUGGGGCUUGCUUUCAAUUACUUACAUUUUUAUUGUUGUGGAUCUUGCACUUGCUAUAUUUGAAGAGCCAGCAGUUGUUCCUUUGCCUAUAUGGGCUACAUCAUUGGUAGAGUUCCUGUGUCUUUUGGCCUUUACAGGGCGUCUGAUACACUUUGCAAAAGUUAUUCCCCGAAAGUCUUUCUGGAAAGAUGCAAAAAACCUUUGCAUCAUAGUCACGAUUUUACUUACACUAGUGGAUAUGAUUAUUUACGGGUCACUUAAAGUGACAGGGUAUUAUGGGGUCCGAUGGUCUCGAGUAUUACGGCCUCUCUUCUUGGUCAACAUCACUGAAAGUCGACAGGUACGAAGAGCAUUCCGGAGUAUUCGAAACACUUUGCCACAAAUCCUAUAUGUCUUUUUGCUAUUUAUUUUUAGUGUUCUCAUGUUCUCACUUAUGGCCCUGAAGUUGUUUGGAAAAAGAAACUAUUUAACAAUUGAAGGAAAGCCGUACUUUACGAACUACUUAGAAGUGGUCUUUAACCUGUACGUUUUAGUGACCACUGCCAACAGCCCUGAUGUCAUGAUGCCUGCUUAUGACAACAAUACAUGGUUCUCCAUCUUCUUCAUCCUGUAUAUUAUCAUUAACACGUACGUCUUCAUGUCUGUCUUCCUGGCCGUCAUCUACAAUAAUUACAAGAAACACCUCAAGGAAGAGGUGAAACAGCUGGUCAGUGUAAAGCGCCACAAGAUGGUGAAAGCCUUUAAAGUCCUGCAAGUGUGCGAGGGCACUGAGUACAUCGUCCGACAAUCCCACUGGAACCAGCUGGUGAAGACAGUCGAGCCGAGUAUCAGCAACGCCUACCGAGAGCUGCUAUGGAGUGUUUCAGAUGAUGAACAGAAAGGCUACAUAGGAAAAGUUGCCUUUGUCCAGUUGGCUGACCUUCUGAAUAUUCGGGUUAUUACAGUGAAGGCCCGGAUUCACCCAUUACAAACCUGGCUGCCAGGCCUGUACCAUUCAGCAGGGAGCAGGCUCAUACACAAAAUGGUUCAGCAUAAAGGGUUUGUUUAUGCAUACGACCUGAUUAUUCUGAUAAAUGCCGUGUUCAUUUGCCUGGAUGAAGAGAAUGCGAUCAUUGCCUACGCUGAAUGGGUGUUCCUGGGGCUGUAUCUGGUGGAGAUCUCCCUUAAGCUUUACACUUAUGAGCCCCGACUGUUUUUUGCAAAGCACCAGUUUUGGAACUGGUUUGACACAAUCAUCAUAAUUGCAGCCCUGGUUGCUACUAUAGUGACCUCUAUACUGAGAUCAUCUGGAGGUUACAAUAGUCAACAGGUACUUGAUAUUGUCUUUAUCUUAAGAGUCCUGAGGCUUAUUCGAAUUGUUGACAGCAUCAAAAGGUUCCGUUCUAUUAUCAAUACUCUGAUAAACAUUGGAUCCACAAUGCUUACUUUCGGACAACUUGUUGUAGUGGUGUAUUAUAUAUUUGCUAUCAUAGGGAUGGAAAUAUUCAAGUACAAAAUAAAAUCUUAUAGCCCAGAUUCAACUGACCCUGAAAGUGAAUUUUGUGGAAAUAUUCUAUUGAAAGACUCCAAGUUUGCGAACUAUAAAUACUGCAAGAAUAACUUUAACAACAUUGUGUCUUCAUUCAUCGUCCUGUUGGAGUUGACUGUUGUCAACCAGUGGCAUGUUCUGGCCAGUGGCUUUACAAAGGUAACCCAUAUUACUGCAAUAUUGUAUUUCAUCAUUUUUCAUAUUGUGGUGGUCAUCAUUAUCCUCAACAUUUUUAUAGCCUUCAUACUGGAAGCUUUCUUUGUGGAAUAUACAGUAGAAAAGAGUAAUGUACAGACUUCAAUUGAAAAGAAAAUCCAAGAACUUCAAUUAGGGGUCCAGGAGGACCAGCAGGAAGGAACCUUGUGCAAUGACAUGGAAACGCCCGACAAUGACCUUGGGUCUACAGAAAACACGAAGGUGAAACCUACUCUGAUGUUUGAGAUAGCUUCAAAAAGAUACAGGACCGCUGAUGCCCUGCUGCAGCGUAUAUUUCAGGCAGACCUCAGCCCGGAUGACGAGGGAUCCCCUAUGGACGAGUCUGAUGAAGACUCUUUACCAGCUGACUUCAAUUUCCAAAACCCAGCCUUUGACAGUGUGUGACAAAAAAAUAAAUAAACAGAAAAGGGAAUAUUAUUAUUAUUAUUAUUAUUAUUAUUAUUAUUAUAUGAAACCAUCCAGGUCUUAAUAUAGAGCAUUGUGCAUUUUUAUUACUUACCAUUACUUUUGAUAUUUUAGAAGAAAGUUAACAGUUCUCCAAAAACAGCCAGCACAGAAGCUGAAUUUAUUCCGCAGUCAUCUUAGGUAGCUGGAAGGUGACCCAGAGCAUGCCUAUCUGUAGCCUGCAUGCGUCUAACAGGUGUUCUGUCAUAUACUGCCUUUGAUGAUAUUAUUGCAUUUCUACAUUUUUGGCACACAUAUGUGGUAAUAUGUUAUCAGCUUGAAACCUGAUUCAAAGCAGCACUAACACAUCAAUGUGUUGACGCCAAGAAGGUGUGCAUCGUUUUCCAGUAGCCUGAAGAAAUUCUCUGCCAAUUCAGAAUUCUUGCUAUUGCCAGAGAACACUAACACAAUUAGAAACCAGUUGUAUUUGAAAGCAAAAUUACAAUGAUACCACUGACCUCAACAAGUAGUAGCGGAAAGCCAUUAUUGUGUUUUUUUUUUUUUUUAAUGCAUGAUGUUCAAUUUAGUUUUAUUGUAAUUUGUCUUAUAAGAAUGAAUUCCAUAUGGCUCAAAGCUUUAUCUUCUUUGAAUACUCUUCUUCCAAAUAGCAGUUGUUAAAUCUGUGUCAAUAUAUUUUCACUGAAAGAGGCGUCAUUUAAAAGAAAGAUUUAAUAUUUAGAUCAUAUGCGUUCUACUAUAUAUAGUGUGUGAUAUAUAUAUAUAUAUAGAGAGAGAGAGAGAGAGAGAGAGAGAGAGAGAGUACAUUGUCAUAUAUGGUAAUGGUUUUAUAUACCAUAUAUACUUUUUUAUAUGCCAUAUAUUUUAAAGUGUUGUAAAAUUACAUAAAGAAAAUGUAUUAUGUAUUUAGUAAAAUGUGUUACACUACUGUACAGCGUGUUAUGUUUUCUACCAGUGGUAAAACAGAGAGAAGAAGUUUGAGGCCUGUAAGCAUUAGGGAGUUACUAGAUAGGCAGUUAAAUAAACGCUGCAUUUUUAAUCACCAAUAGCAACUUAGAUUGUUGUAGGUUUGAAUUAAUUUUACAUUGUGUGAGCACUGUGUGGUGAUUUACCUUCAUUCAUUCAUUCAUCGUAAAUUUAGUGUUUACAAGAACCGCACUAAUUUACCUUUGCAGUAUGCUGCGUUGUACCUAUCUCUUUGAAAACAUUUUCAGCAUAGUCUUCAGAGCGUCAUACUGUAUCCAGACCAUGCUCCCUCCAGCAACAAGGCAGCUGUUUUUCCCUGUUCCACCAUAGCCAGUCCGUUAAAGCAGAGCAGUGGGGUUGUUGUAGGACACAAAUCCUCUUUCUCAUAUUUGACGCUCCCUAAACUGGAGAAAUUUGGUUUAGUUCCACAUUGGAUUUAAGAUCCAUCUUGUGUGAGUAAAAAUACAAAAUAAAUUAGGAUUGUGUUGAAAAAUAUAUUGAUGCUAUACAUUGCAAAGGUAAAAUAAUCCUUUAAGUUUUAUAUGGCUGCUAAUAUAUCUACUCCUCAAGUAAUAUGUAACGACACCCUUACUUUGACCUGUGACCUAAGCUGGCUGCCAGAUUGGGUUAUGUAAUAUUUCUAGAUGAUAAAGACCAUUUUUAGUUAUUUUUUUCUGUGAUUCUCUUGGUCAAGUUUGAUCAUGGGUAUUGGCCAAGAAAAAUUCCUUACUAUAAACCUUUCAUGACAGUUAUUUUGUAUGGUCAGCUGUAACUGCUUAUUGUCAGCAGCCUUGUUUUUUUCCAAAAACUAAAGAUACAUUUUUCAGAUCAAGGACAAAUACAGUACAGUAAUAAAAUUAACAGCCACUUAAGUUGACAGUUAUACAGCACUGUAAUGGAUGGUGGGUUUAUGGACUUCACAAGCACAGCACUGUGAUGGGUAAGAGAUGAGUUAAGUCCAAGCAACCACUCCAGAUUGGGGAAGCAUAGGUCAAGGUAGGUCUCAUAAUUGCCAUGAUGAUCUUAAUUUUGCUUCUUAGUAGUUCUCGUCUUCAAGAGAAGGUACAAAGCUGCAAGUUUGUGGGACGCCUUCUGCAGUGUUUUUUCAAUAUGGUUCUAACAGCUGAGCUAUAUGUCUAUGGUGACACCCAGAUAGGCACUGCUCUUUUCCCACUGGAUUGCAUCAACACUGAGAGUUGUGGGUACUCCUUGGUGUGCCUCUUGGUGAAUAGUGUUGCCGUGGUCACUACCAUUCUGACAUACCAUUCCUAUCAAGUAAGAUCUGCAGGUUCUUGGCCACCAACUUCUCACUGAAAGACUGAGAUGAUUGCAACAUGAUCGGCAUAGAGUGCCAGCUCUGUCCCCGGUAAGUCAGUCGGCAUAUCGUUGGUAAAAAUAUUGAACAGGAAAGGCCCGAUGAUUGAUCCCUGUGGUAGUCCUGUGAGGAUGCAUCGUGGUGUACACCUUUCUUCCUGUACUGCAACAUGGAAAGUGCAGCCAGAAAAAUAACUGCUCACCAAGUUAACCAAGUAGUUUGGAAAGCUGAGGUUAAUCAUCUUGUGGAGAAGACCUGUAUGCCACACA